GGUCGUGUUGUGUGUUGUGUUGCUCCGCUUUGACUUCAAACUUUUGUUUUUUUUUUUCAUCCUGCGGGCGAGUCGACCACUAGCCGUCCGCGCUUACCUGCUAGAACAUCGUAUAAUCUACAAACUUUAAAGACUUUUGUGUUAUUAUUUAGUGAAUAUUGUAUAGAAUUAUUAAAUCAUAGUGUUAACGUUGGCGUUAGGUCCAGAUGUUAGUUCAAACGGCAACAACCUCAUUUCGUGUCAACAAACGUACAUAAACAGUGAUCGGAACAAGUUAUAGUUUCGAACAAAAACUUAUGUGAAUUACAAUGACCUGAACUGGUAAUCCAGGAUGAGAAUGGGUUUUGUAUUCUUGUGUCAGAACGUGAUUUUCGUUGCAACUUCACCUACAUAACGUUUAUGAUAUUCAAAUAACAACAAAGAUGUUUAUAUACAAAGUGGCGACGCUGAUCUUGCUCGGCGCUUUGAGCAAGGGUGAUCUUCCCGAAGAUGACUUCAGGAUAAUAAAUCGUCAAGACCUACUGGCGACGGACAGCGAUAUGUUUGAAGAUAAAGAAGCGCGUGCGUUCACUCAGCUGCUCUUUGACGUUGCGAGAGAUCAGGUCAUCGUUGGGGCGAGAGAUACUUUAUACCGAUUGUCACUACGAGGAUUAAGACCUCUAGAACGUUCAGAAUGGCCCGCAGCUCCAGAGAAGACGAGGUUGUGCCAAGUGAAGGGGCAGACGGAAGAAGACUGUCACAAUUACAUCAAAGUUCUUCUGUCGUACGGUCAUAAGCUAUUAGCUUGUGGAACCAAUGCUUUCAGUCCGAUGUGCAGUUGGAGAGAGAUAGAGGAGAUAAGGAACGUGUCAGAAUGGCUGCCGGGCGUUGUGCUCUGUCCACACAGCCCGCACUCCAACGUCACCGCAUUGCUGGCCAGCAAUGGAGAGUACUACGCGGGCACGCCCACUGACUUUGCUAGCUCUGAUACUACGAUAUCCAGGAGUCGCGGUGCAGCUACUGUGGACACGGGAAUGCUGCGUACAACUCAAUACGAUCUUAAUUGGCUGAACGAACCUCACUUUGUGGGUAGUUUCGAGGACGAUUACUACGUCUACUUUGUGUUCAGAGAGGUCGCUGUUGAACAUUUGAAUUGCGGCAAGACGAUAUAUUCAAGAAUAGCUCGCGUAUGUAAAAACGAUUCUGGCGGGCACCGCGUCAUGAGACACAAUUGGAGCACGUUCUUAAAGGCACGACUGACGUGUCCCGUGCCCGGGGACAUCCCCUUCUACUACGACGAGGUUCAAAGUGUUGAAUAUAUUCCCCAGGAAAAGAUAUUAGUCGCUACGUUUACCACACUUACUAACAGUAUAACAGGCAGUGCCGUGUGCAUCUACAAUAUGUCGGAUAUACGCGCGGCCUUCGAGGGCCCUUAUAAGGUGCAGACCUCGCCCUCCUCCGCCUGGGAGUCUCGCGCGCCCUCACACGAGUCCAGGGAACAUUUUAGAUGCGCUACUGAUACCAGAACACAUGAAACAAUGGAAUUCCAAAGAUAUCAGUUAAUGUACGAAUCAAUCCGCCCCAUAUCCGGGGAGCCUGUCUACAAGGUGACGUCACAGCGCUUCACACACGUCACCGUUGACGUCACCAAGACCAAGCAGAUGGACAAACAACUAGUCGUGUUCGUUGCCACACAGAACAGUGACGUCAUCAAGUUGGCCAUACUGCCCAGAUAUGAAGGCGCAUGUUUGGUACAAAUAUGGAGACUGAAAGAUGCAAAUGGCGGCAUAAAUAUAAUGGCAAUGCAGUUUGUUAAAGAAACGAUGUCAGUGUACAUAGGCAGUGAGAGGGGCGUGUUGCGUGUGGGCGGGGAGCGGUGCGGCCGGUACCGCAGCCGCGCGCCCUGCGUCUCCGCCACAGACCCGCACUGCGGCUGGGACGAGGCGCGCGACCUCUGCGUGCGCGCUCCGCCCCAUCUGCACCACGCAUACUUCACGCAGACCACUGCCGCCUGCCCCACUCUGCACACACCUGUGGACGGAGGCUGGUCCUCAUGGUCAGUAUGGGAGCGGUGCAUGCAGGAGGGCACGCCGGCGAGCGCGUACGCAGACGAGCAGCCCGACACGUGUCUGUGUCGCACACGUCGCUGCGACAACCCCAGCCCAGCUAAUGGUGGACAUGCUUGUCAAGGUGCAAGUAUAUCAGUGGUGAACUGCACAACUCACGGCGGCUGGUCCCCCUGGUCCGGGUGGUCGGAGUGCAGCGCGUCGUGCGGCAUCGCGGUGAAGUCUCGCCGCCGCGCCUGCACCGCGCCCGAACCCAAGCACGGCGGCCGCGUCUGUGUCGGUGUUGACUCGCAGGAUGUCUACUGCGGGAACCUGCCUCCUUGUCCAGAUCCAGCAUUAGCUCCCGUUGAUGGUGGUUGGUCACCCUGGGGGUCGUGGUCAGCGUGCACCGGCACCGGGUGUGGACCCAACGCAGGAACCCGCGAGCGUCGCCGGCAGUGCACUGACCCCAUACCUCAGCAUGGAGGCGCCGACUGCGAAGGUCAAGCCACUGAGAAGCAAUUAUGUGACCUCAGGCAGUGCGAAGUCAGGAAGGCCACCGCGUGGACACCCUGGGUACAAAUACCAAGUAACAUAUCUGACGGCAGCUACACGGAGAAACGUUUCAAAUUCUUAUGCAAAGCGCCUUCAUAUGAACAAAUAAAGCUGUCACUGGCCCGGGAAGAGGAGAGAUACUGCAACGCCUUGGGGACGUGUAGCAGCACCCCCCUAGAGGAGGAGGGGUGGGAGGUUUGGGGUCCGUGGGGGGCGUGCUCUGCGGCGUGUGGGGGCGGGCAGCAGGCGCGCGCUCGCCGGUGUCGCCGCCCUCCCUGCGCCGGCGCAGCGGACAUGCUACGCGCAUGUAACACACACGCUUGCACCGGUACACACAUUGCAAAUAAUAUUUCAAAAUUAAAAUAG
This is a messenger RNA of Papilio xuthus (Asian swallowtail), 2945 nucleotides long. RefSeq names its product Semaphorin 5c (gene Sema5c). Gene Ontology annotation, molecular function: chemorepellent activity; semaphorin receptor binding. Gene Ontology annotation, cellular component: plasma membrane. The transcript is spliced from 15 exons. The record is from RefSeq and is a predicted model, not a curated record. Lineage: Eukaryota; Metazoa; Arthropoda; Insecta; Lepidoptera; Papilionidae. Gene Ontology annotation, biological process: neural crest cell migration; axon guidance; semaphorin-plexin signaling pathway. The coding region runs from base 423 to 2945 and encodes 840 amino acids.